Messenger RNA from Anguilla anguilla (European eel), 570 nucleotides. Its product is annotated as cytochrome c oxidase subunit 7A2, mitochondrial-like. Lineage: Eukaryota; Metazoa; Chordata; Actinopteri; Anguilliformes; Anguillidae. Gene Ontology annotation, biological process: mitochondrial respirasome assembly; mitochondrial electron transport, cytochrome c to oxygen; regulation of oxidative phosphorylation. Bases 136 to 387 code for a protein of 83 amino acids. The transcript has 4 exons. The record is from RefSeq and is a predicted model, not a curated record.
UGUACGUUGGGAAGCCACGAUUUCCGGCAGUUUUCAUUCAUUCACGCACGCGCACUUAGAGAUGCUAAUGUCCUUGUAUGACCCAGUUUACUGAUCACACUCCUACGAUUAAGAAUUACGCGUACAUAGCUCAAGAUGUUCAGACAUCUAAUGGUCCUCCGUCAUGUCUCCAGACGGACCAUCAGUAGCACUGCGCGCCGGCAGUCGGGGAACAAGGUCCCAGAGUGGCAAAGGACGUUCCAGGAGGAUAAUGGGCUUCCAGUUCAUUUGAAAGGGGGGGCCAAGGAUGCUAUCCUGUACAGGCUCACAAUGGGACUCACCCUGCUUGGAACUGGAUCUGUCAUGUACCAGCUGAUAGGUGCAGCAGUUCCCAAGAAGAACAAUUGAUUUUUUUCUUUUUCCAUUCUGUCCCUGUCUUGAAAGGUCUCUUAAAUUUGUAAAGAAUGUCUUAACCAUCAGGGAACAUUUCUGUUGUCAUGCUGGAAAUUUAACCACAUGAAUGGGAUCAACUAUUUAUCGACUGUACUGUAUAUGAACGGAAAAUAAUAAAUCCAACAUUACAUUACCACA